Molecule: messenger RNA, 645 nt
Organism: Eimeria maxima
Lineage: Eukaryota; Apicomplexa; Conoidasida; Eucoccidiorida; Eimeriidae
Product: Similar to uniprot|P40327 Saccharomyces cerevisiae YDL007w YTA5, related
Exons: 6
Coding region: 1-645 (214 amino acids)
Biological process (GO): proteasome-mediated ubiquitin-dependent protein catabolic process
Cellular component (GO): proteasome regulatory particle, base subcomplex
Molecular function (GO): proteasome-activating activity
Source: RefSeq, a predicted model, not a curated record
AUGGGGAAUGCUCAUGGGGGUUUUAACCUCCCUGGACAUCCAGGAGGCAGCGAUGACAAGAAAGACAAGAAGAAGGAAAAGAAACCCCUUGAAGCGGCACCACCUUCGCACGUCGGCCGCCGCAAGAAGCCUAAGGGCGCCAUCGGCGCUACGAAACUGCCAAAUGUGACGCCCGUUACUAAAUGCCGAAUGCGGCUUCUGAAGUUAGAACGCGUCAAGGAUUACCUCUUGUUGGAGGAGGAGUACAUCAGCAACCAGGAGCAGCACAAGCCAGCAGAGGAGCGCAACGAAGUAGGGUAUUUCUGUUCUUUGGGAAGCGUGGAAGAAGUCUCUCGUGUGGAUGAGCUGAGGGGGUCGCCCUUGAGCGUGGGGACCCUGGAGGAGCUGAUAGAUGACCAACACGCCAUCGUGAGCUCUUCAAUUGGCCCCGAGUACUAUGUCAACAUUUUGUCGUUCGUUGACAAAGACCUCCUGGAGCCCGGCUGUUCGGUGCUGCUGCACAACAAGACGAGCAGCAUUGUGGGAAUUCUGAGCGACGAGGUGGACCCGUUGAUUUCAGUGAUGAAGGUAGAGAAGGCACCUCUGGAGACGUACGGGGACAUCGGAGGACUCGAGAAACAGAUUCAGGUCUUAGUCACAGACUAA